This is a messenger RNA of Glycine soja, 1986 nucleotides long. Its product is annotated as amidophosphoribosyltransferase, chloroplastic. Gene Ontology annotation, cellular component: cytoplasm. Gene Ontology annotation, molecular function: amidophosphoribosyltransferase activity. The record is from RefSeq and is a predicted model, not a curated record. Bases 168 to 1877 code for a protein of 569 amino acids. Gene Ontology annotation, biological process: purine nucleotide biosynthetic process; purine nucleobase biosynthetic process. The transcript has a single exon. Lineage: Eukaryota; Viridiplantae; Streptophyta; Magnoliopsida; Fabales; Fabaceae.
CUAUAUAUAUAAAAGGUGGGGAAUCUUCGGCGAGGCAGAAAGGUUGAAAAAGAGUUCCUUCUUGGUCCCACCGAGCAACUAACAAAACCCGGAAGAAAGUAUUGGUCUGUUACAUUACUUGCUUCCUCUCUUCUUCUUCCUCUCUUCUUCUUCUUCUUCUUCUUGUCAUGGCUGCUGCGUCUAAUCUCUCCACUCUCUCCUCCUCUUCCCUCUCCAAACCCUCGUCCUCUUUCCCUUUCCGCAACACACCAACAAACAACAACGCUUCUUUUCUCCACAACAAAUCCCUUCCAAACCAAAACUCUCUCUCUCACAAACUCUCUUCCCCUCUGCCUCUCGCAUGCAACCCAAAAAACCAAAACACUUGUGUCUUCUUCGACGACGAAGACCAAAAGCCCCGUGAAGAGUGCGGCGUGGUGGGCAUCUACGGCGACCCGGAAGCCUCCCGUCUCUGCUCCCUGGCCCUCCACGCCCUCCAGCACCGCGGCCAAGAAGGUGCCGGCAUCGUAGCCGUCCACGACAACCACCUCCAAUCCGUCACCGGCGUCGGCCUCGUCUCCGACGUCUUCGACGAGUCCAAGCUCUCCCGCCUCCCCGGCACCUCGGCCAUUGGCCACGUCCGCUACUCCACCGCCGGCCAAUCCAUGCUCAAAAACGUCCAACCCUUCCUGGCCGACUACCGCUUCGGCUCCGUCGCCGUCGCUCACAACGGCAACUUCGUCAACUACCGCUCCCUCCGAGCCAGACUCGAACACAACAACGGCUCCAUCUUCAACACCACCUCCGACACCGAGGUUGUCCUCCACCUCAUCGCCACUUCAAAACACAGGCCAUUCCUCCUCAGAAUCGUGGACGCCUGCGAGCAUCUCCAAGGCGCCUACUCCCUCGUAUUCGUCACGGAGGACAAGCUCGUCGCCGUCAGAGACCCCUUCGGGUUCCGACCCUUGGUGAUGGGUAGGAGAACCAACGGCGCUGUAGUUUUGGCCUCCGAGACAUGCGCGCUUGAUUUAAUCGAAGCCACGUACGAGAGAGAGGUGUACCCGGGUGAAGUUAUCGUGGUGGACCACACUGGAAUCCAAUCCCUCUGCCUCGUGUCUCAUCCUGAGCCAAAACAAUGCAUCUUCGAGCACAUAUACUUCGCGCUUCCUAACUCUGUUGUUUUCGGGAGGUCCGUGUACGAGUCUAGAAAAAAAUUCGGAGAAAUACUAGCCUCUGAGAGUCCCGUUGAGUGUGACGUUGUGAUCGCGGUUCCUGAUUCUGGCGUUGUGGCUGCGCUUGGUUAUGCUGCAAAAGCUGGGGUACCCUUUCAGCAGGGGUUGAUUAGGUCCCACUAUGUAGGGAGGACUUUCAUCGAGCCUUCGCAGAAAAUUAGGGAUUUUGGAGUGAAGCUUAAACUGUCUCCGGUUCAUGCUGUGCUUGAAGGGAAGAGGGUUGUGGUUGUGGAUGAUUCCAUCGUGAGAGGCACCACGUCGUCCAAGAUUGUGAGGCUCUUGAAGGAGGCCGGUGCCAAGGAAGUUCACAUGAGGAUUGCAUGUCCUCCUAUUGUUGCUUCGUGUUAUUAUGGAGUUGACACACCCAGUUCAGAGGAGUUGAUAUCCAACCGGAUGAGUGUGGAGGAGAUAAGGAAGUUUAUUGGGUCGGAUUCGCUGGCUUUUCUUCCCUUGGAUAAGUUGAAGACAUUGUUAGGGGAUGAUGCUCUUAACUACUGCUAUGCUUGCUUCUCUGGGAAGUACCCUGUUGAGCCUGAGGAACUUCAAAUGAAGAGGCUUGGUGUUGCUCACUUCAAUUGGGACGACGACUUCAAUGGGAAUUUCGAAUCUAUUGAUGUGGGGGGUUGGGUUACAAAUCAAGAUGGGUUUAAGAUUGGUAGUGUCUAAGAAUGCUUUUGUACUUAGAUAACUGGCCAAUCAAAAUAUUGGGUAAAUAAAUGUCAAACUAUCCAUACAACUAAUUAUACAAUAAAAUAGUUCGCAUUCUAUUUCGGAA